AUGCUGCGCGGAGCAACAACAGAAAAAGAAAUGGAUAAAAGAGAAGGGAUUAAUAAGGAGGCCGAUCUAGAAAUGCUUAAAAACACUGGAAGAUGGAUCAAAGGAAACAAAGUGAGAAGCGCAAAGAACACUCAAAUAUACAAUGGAGUAGAUUCAGAAACAUUUAAAAGGAUAGAUUAUAUAGAGAUACAUGCGCAAAAAGAAAGCACUGAUCGGCUAGUACAGAACAAGUGUAUUAUAGACAAAGAGUACUUGCCAAAUAUCAUUGCAGUUUGGGAGGACAAAGGCAUUCUUACAAUUAUCACAGAGCCGCGGGGAGAGAAGUUGCUUCCUUUGUUAUUUUCAAAUAAACCAAGUGAAGCACUUCCCACUCCCUUCCUAUGCAGUAUAUCCAGAAAAAUUCUUGUGGCAGUUAUAGAAUUGGAAAAAGACCAAAUAAAAAAUAGAGUCGCCAUGGACAGCAUAACAAUCUCAGAAGAUGGGAAGCUAUAUAUACACAGCGACUCGAUUUGGAGAGAUAUUAUUGAGGAUUGUGUCUCAGAGGCGCAGACUGAUGAUGAAAGAACGCGCGAGUUAGGAAUAAGUCUUCUUUCUCUGGGGACUGGAGAAGUGCUAAGCGACUUCACAAUGCUUUCAGAUGCAGAUAUGGAGAGUGAAGAGAUGCAGUAUAAAGUGCUUGCACAGGUUGUGAAGAUAAGCAUGCCUUGCUUUAAGGAAGUGGUGCUUUCUUUACUGGGCAGUAAGUACACUCCGCAUCUUCUAGAGGAAACUCUUGCCAUGCACUUUUUCUACCCAGAGGAGGAGCAAGAAAUUGAACCGUGUCGCUGCGAUGAAGAGGACUAUUUAGAUGGAGAAGGAAUUGAAGAAAUGUACUACAGCGACAGAGGACUUGAUCAGUUGCAGAAGAAAACAGAGGAAAUAUACGACUCUGAUGGCGGUGUUUCUGUAAAGGCAUCAACUCUUGACCAGACCAAGUUUGCAUUCCAGAUGCACUUUUUCAGAAGCAGCAAGAAAGUCUCUUUCUUCUUCAAUAAAAAUGCAGAUACAGUAGAAAGUGUGGUGAAGGAGAUGGAAGACGAGGGACUGGCCGAGGAAGGCGAAAUAGAGCUAAUAAAGGCUCACAUGGAGAAUUUAAUCAUUAAAAUAGGCGAAACAGGAGAAGAAGAGGAGAAUAAAGAAGAAAAGACUUCUGGUGAUGGGCAUAGCAGCAUACCAAGCACUCCGCAGACAGGCGAGGAAACAGAUAAAUUAAACAAAGAGAAAGAAGGAUCAGAGGCGGGAUCUGCAUGGGCAUUGACACCAACUGAAGGGUCUGAGGACAGCGGAGACGGCUAUAUAAAGGACUUUAAGAGCACACUGCCCAUAAGCGAGUUUGUCUUUGAGGUGGCAGUGUCUGCAAAAAGAGCAAAAAGCAUAGCAGAGGGAUGGAUAAGCCUUCUAAAAAAACAAGAUAUAAAAACAGUAGGAGACUUACGGAUGCUUACAGAAGAGGACUGGGAGAUGUUGGGGCUGCCAGUUUUUGCUUCUAGGGCCAUGAAGAAUGUUCUCUAUGGGAAGGCAUACACUCUAUUCAAAGAGAAAAUGCUAGGGAUAGAUGAAAGCAUGAAGGAGUAUGCAAAUGAAAGCACCGUAGAGGAUCUUUUUAUGGAAACUGCGCACAACCACGGAAGACCAGAGAUGUUUAACGUCUGGCUACAGAAGGUAAAGUGCCAGGAUAUAAGAACCGUUGGAGAGCUUAAGCUUCUGCGGGAAGAGGAUUGGGAGCAGCUUGAUCUGUCUGUCUUUUCCUACAGGGCAAUCCGAAAUGCAAUAUUUAGGCACUGCAAAUGCUAACCAGAUAAGAAUAAUCGUACA
Messenger RNA from Nematocida parisii ERTm1, 1854 nucleotides. Its product is annotated as WNK protein kinase. Bases 1 to 1833 code for a protein of 610 amino acids. The transcript has a single exon. Lineage: Eukaryota; Fungi; Microsporidia. The record is from RefSeq and is a predicted model, not a curated record.